Molecule: messenger RNA, 591 nt
Organism: Macrosiphum euphorbiae (potato aphid)
Lineage: Eukaryota; Metazoa; Arthropoda; Insecta; Hemiptera; Aphididae
Source: the annotation of a GenBank genome assembly
AUGAUGGAGCUAGUGAAGAUUGCUAAAACAAAUUUACGUAAUAACUUAAAAAAAAAAUUGUCACAAAUGACGGCUAGUGAAAUCGCCGAACAAUCAAAAAUCAUAACUAACAAAAUAUUAUCUCAUCCAGUGUACACAAGAAGUAACAGAGUGUCAAUAUACCUCAGUAUGGAUUCUGAAGUACAAACAAAUAGUAUUGUUGAAAAUAUUUUCGACUCAGAAAAAAUAUGCUUUAUUCCUAAGUACAACAAAUCUGAAAUGCUAAUGGUGAAUAUAAAAUCAAUAGAUGAACUUAAUAGUUUACCAAAAACCAGUUGGAAUAUAUCACAACCAGCCGAUGAUGAUGUGCGUGAGGAUGCAUUGACAACAGGUGGUUUAGAUUUGAUAAUAGUGCCAGGCUUAGGUUUCACCAUGGAUGGAAAACGAUUAGGACGGGGAAAAGGUUAUUAUGAUCGAUGCAUAACUGAAUACAAAAAAAAAUAUCCAUUUAGUAAUUUGAAAACCAUUGGAUUGGCAUUUAGUGAACAAAUAUGUGAUGACAUACCAAUGAGUCAAGAAGAUAGUUUGAUAGACUAUUUAAUUUGUCCUUGA